Macadamia integrifolia is the source of this 4091-nucleotide messenger RNA. Its product is annotated as RRP12-like protein. The coding region runs from base 46 to 3885 and encodes 1279 amino acids. The transcript is spliced from 18 exons. The record is from RefSeq and is a predicted model, not a curated record. Lineage: Eukaryota; Viridiplantae; Streptophyta; Magnoliopsida; Proteales; Proteaceae.
CUCUUCCUCCUUGAAAGGCCCUAAACUCCUAAAUCCUCUGCAACCAUGGAGGGCUUGGAAAUGCACGAACCGCAAUUUCCCAUGGAAGAAAGCGACGACCUUUGCAAUUCAAUCCUCUCGCGAUUCGGUAACUCCGUACAGGAAGAUCAUCAGCACCUCUGCUCAGUCAUCGGCGCCAUGUCCCAAGAACUCAAAGAACAAGGACUUCCAUUAACGGCUGUAGUUUACUUUGGCGCAACAAUUUCUUCACUUGAUCGAAUUUCCAAUGGUUCCAUAGCUUCUGAUCCUGUAAUCACAGCUCUUCUAACUUUUCUAUCGAUGAUUCUUCCAAAGGUGUCAGUCGCAGUUUUGAGAAAGAAGAGAGAUUUUGUUAUGCAACCGAUAGUUCGAGUCCUUCGUUCUGAAUCCGUGACUGUAGGAGCCGUGACGUCGGGAUUGAAGUGCGUUUCGCAUUUUCUUAUUGUCAGUGAUAAGGCUAGCUGGUUGGAGAUUUCUAAUCUUUAUUCCCUUCUUCUUAGCUUCGUUACCCAUUCUGACGAUAAGGUAAGAAGGCAAUCACAUACAUGUCUUCGUGACGUCCUACGAAGCUUUCAAGGGUCAGGGGUGCUGGCACCUGCCAGUGAAGGAAUCACAGACAUCUUUGCAAAAUUUCUCCUACUUGCUGGUGGAUCAAAUUCUAAUGCUUCAGAAAGGCCCAAAGGAGCACAAGAGGUUUUACAUAUUCUGUACGCUUUGAAAGACUGCCUACCUUUAAUGCCCAUGAAGUCCACAACAAGCGUCCUAAACAACUUCAAGUCUCUCUUGAAAGUUCGACAACCCAUUGUUUCUAGGCGAAUAACAGAUUGUUUGCUUGCACUUUGUCUCUUUCCAACUUCAGAAGUUUCUCCUAAAGAUCUGCUAGAUUUGUUGCGCUCUCUUGCAAAAUCUGUCUCUGCCGAUGAGAAGUCCGUAGAUGGCAUGACUUUCACUGCACGCUUACUAGAUGGUGGCAUACGAAAAGCUUAUGCCUUGAAUAGACAACUCUGCGUGAUUGAGCUUCCUCUUGUGUUCAAUGCGCUUGGAGAAAUUUUGGCAUGUGAGCAUGGGGAGGCUUUGUUUGCAGCCAUGGAAGCAUUUAAGAGUAUAAUAAUUGCGUGCAUUGAUGAAAGAUUGAUCAAGCAAGGGGUGGACCAGAUUGUGGUCAAUGCUGAAAUUGAUGCAAGAAGGUCACAGCCAACUAUCAUAGAAAAAAUAUGUGCCACAAUUGAGAGUUUACUUGGUUAUCAGUACAUUGCAGUUUGGGACAUGGUGUUUCAGGUUGUUUCAACAAUGUUUGAUAAACUAGGAGAAUAUUCCUCCUAUCUAUUGAGAGGAACCAUUAAGAGCCUAGUAGAUAUGCAGAAGCUACCAAAGGAAGACCUCCGUUCCAGUUCCAGGGAACAGCUUCAUGAAUGUUUAGGAUCAGCUCUUGGUGCCAUGGGGCCUGAAUCUUUCUUAAGCUUAAUUCCCCUUAAUUUGGAGGCAGAAGACCUCUCUGAGGUUAAUGAUUGGGUGAUUCCGAUUUUGAAGAAUCAUACUGUGGGCGCUCGUUUGAGCUUCUUUACAAAGUCAAUCUUGGGCAUGAAAGAACUGAUGAGGGAGAAAUCCCGGAUGCUUGAGCAAGAGGGGCGGAUUGUCUCAGCAAGAAUCGCAGAAGGACUUGCACGUAAACUGUGGUCCUUGUUGCCUGCGUUCUGCAACUAUCCUUUAGAUAAUGCUGAUAGUUUCAAGGAUCUCAAAAUAGCAUUAUGCAGUGCUCUUCAGGAUGAGCCUGAUGCACGUGAUAUCAUAUAUUCCGGCCUGCAGAGGCUCAUUGAACAGAAUAGGAGAUCGCUGGAAGAGAAUAAGGAUCAGUCUAAUGAUGAAAUAAGAAUUCCUGAACAGAGAGCUCGGGCCUAUUAUACGCCACAAGUUGCAGCAGAUAAUUUGAAUAUUCUGAGGUCUUCUGCUCGUGAGUUUUUGUUACUUUUAUCACGGAUCUUCGAGGAGUCUUUAAAUGAUAGUGGUGGACAUUUGCAGUCCACGAUCAGUGAGUUUGCUUCCAUAUCAAAUGAGGAAGUAAUCAUGAGGAAUUUCACAAGAACAAUGCAGAGGCUUUUGGCGGAGACUGAGGCUGCUAAAGCUGAACAGUCUAGAAACAGUGCUAUGCAGAUUGAUGGCGCAGGGACUGAAGGUCCACCAUCACUUGCUCGGAGGGCACGAUUAUUGGACUUAGCUGUAUCUUUUCUUCCUGGUUUGCAUGUUAAAGGGGUCGAUCUUCUAUUUGCUGCAAUAAAACCAGCAUUAAAGGUUAAAGAAGGUUUGGUCCAGAAAAAGGCAUACAAAAUUCUUUCAAUUAUUCUCAGGGAUCGUGAUGAGUUCCUUUCAACCAAACUUGAUGACUUGCUAGACCUGAUGAUUGACGCACUGCCAUCCUGUCACUUCUCAGCCAAACAUCAUAGACUUGAUUGCUUAUAUUUCUUAAUUGUCCAUGCCUCCAAGAAUGCAACAGAACAGAGGAAAAGCAACGUCAUUAGUUCUUUUCUAACUGAGAUAAUACUUGCACUGAAAGAGGCUAAUAAGAAAACAAGAAAUAAGGCUUAUGAGAUCCUUGUUGAAAUUGGUCAUGCAUGUGGCGAUGAAAAUAGAGGUGGCAGAAAGGAAUUUUUGCAACAUUUUUUUAACAUGGUUGUUGGAUGCAUGGCUGGUAAAACACCACAUACGAUCAGUGCUGCAGUGAAAGGUUUAGCUCGCCUGGCUUAUGAAUUCUCAGAUCUUGUCUCAGUAGCUUACACUUUGCUUCCAUCUUCUUUCCUUCUCCUACAGAGAAAGAACAGAGAAAUAAUCAAGGCUAAUUUAGGUCUGGUAAAGGUAUUGAUUGCAAAAUCACAAGCUGACUGUUUGCAAACACACUUGAGAAGCAUGGUUGAAGGACUGUUGAAGUGGCAAGAUGACGCUAAGAACCAUUUUAAAGCCAAGGUCAAGCAUCUCCUUGAAAUGCUUGUUAAGAAAUGUGGUCUAGAGGCUGUUAAAGCUGUGAUGCCUGAAGAACACAUGAAGCUCCUUACAAAUAUCCGGAAGAUAAAGGAAAGACAAGAGCGGAGAAGUUCGGCUAACUCUGAGGAAGAAGCUAGGUCUCGUCUUUCAAAAGCAUCCACAUCCAGGUUUAGUCAGUGGAAUCAUACAAAAAUAUUUUCUGAUUUUGGGGAUGAGGAUACCAAGGGUAGUGAUGAAGCUACAACAGUUACUGGUCGCCGCAGCAACGCCGCUCAGUCGAAACUGUCUUCAUCAAGGUCAAAGAGAACUCAUCGAGCAGCUAAAAGCCUGCCAGAAGAAUUUUCUGCCCAAUUAGGAGACGAUCCACUUGAUUUACUAGAUCAACUAAGGACAAGGUCGGCCCUCAGAUCCUCCGGACAACUUAAACGGAAGCCAGAAUCAGAUGAUGAGCCAGAGAUCGAUUCUGAAGGACGCUUGGUGGUCCGUGAGGAAGGAAAGCCAAAGAAGAAAGAGUCCCCUGCUGAUCCUGACAUGGAUGUCAGAACUCAAGCAAACAGCCAUUUAUCUGAAAAUACUUCAAAACAAACCCAGAAGAAGCGCAGAAAGACAUCAGCAACUGGGUGGGCAUACAUAGGGAACGAGUACUCUAGCAGGAAGGCUGGUGGGGAUGUGAAGAGGAAGGGAAAGCUUGAGCCAUAUGCAUACUGGCCACUUGAUCGCAAAAUGUUGAGCCGUAGACCAGAACAGCGAGCAGCUGCAAUGAAGGGUAUGGCUAGUGUGGUGAAGCUGACAAAGCAGUUGGAAGGCAAGAGUGCAUCAAAUGCACUGUCGGUGAAGGCUUUGAAGUUGAAGAGGAAUCAGAAGAAGGGCAGCAAAAAGACCAGAAAGUGAGGUCUGAGCUAUAUGCAUCAUCUGUAAUGUAGAAAGAAUAGGGUGGUACAUACCGGCGAUUUGGUUAACAUUUAUCCUGAAAUGUGAUCGACGUUGGUCUCAUUUUUGAGGGGUAUCAGUUCCAUUAUGUAUUUAUCAGCGGAUGAUUAUAGGGAAGAAACCCAAGUUUUUGAAUAUAAGAUGAAUGAGUAGUAUCAAUUUUGCUA